ACUGGAAGAAGAUAAAAUCAUAGCAGAUGCAGAAUAAAAUCCAGCAUAGAGACAGCAGCUAAGCAUGUGAACAUGCAGCAUUGAGCAGAUACCGAGGAGAUCCAGGAAGAUCCAGGGCAGGUGCAGAUAUUACAGAAGGCUGAACUGGGAUACGUAAACUUCAUUUUGCUUCAUUCUGAUCUCUGUCGCCUGUGCAUGAGGCAAGUGCCUUUAAGGGAACCUUAAAAUAACAGCUCUGCCUGGGAGAUGUGAUGAAUGUAACAGGUGCAGAGAUUAUUUCCAGGCCAUGUGUGUGCGUCUGUGUGUAACAGCAAGAGGGGGAGAGAGAAAGCAGAAAAGGAGAGAGCACAUUGAUGUCCCUGCUGCGUCUCUGUAGCCAGUGAAACUUACAGCAGAUUGCUUUUCAGCGACCUAAAUACUAGGAGGAAAGAGAAGGAAUAACGGAGAAGAGAAGAGGGUGUACACCUAAAGGGUUAUUUUCAUCAAUUCCUGCAGUUGAAGGGAAAAAAAGAUUCUCUACACAAAUGAUGUGGCCUAAUUUUUUCAUGCAAGAGGAGGAGCAGCGCUUCUCGGGAAGAGGUAGAGGACAACGUGGAAAAGGCUUUACUGAUGCACAAGAAGGCAAGAUCAAAUUGGCCUUUUUUGUGGCCCUUGUGGGGGUGACAUUGUCUGUGCUGGCAGUUGGGACAGAGUUUUGGGUGGAGGUGAAUACUUAUAAGCAGAACCACAGUGUGACAUGUGAAGCUGCCCAUUUUGGGCUAUGGAAGUUCUGCUACAAGAAACUGUGGAUCUCGGAUGUGGAUGAGUACCGUGCAACCUGUGGCCCCGCAGAGCUGCCUGGAGAUUCUAACUGUACAUAUUUCAAGUUCUUUACCACCGGGGAAAAUGCGUACAUAUUUCAGCGUGUCACACAUAAGGAUCUAAAUAUUACUGCAGCUGUUCUGUCUCUUUUGAGUAUAACUUUUAUGGUUAUGGGAUCAAUAUGUAUCACUAUGGUUCUGAGCAAAGGAGUGGAGUUCCUCUUGAAGCCUGCAUCAUUCUUCUUCAUUCUUUCCGGUAUAUUUGUUCUAGUCACUAUGGCAAUAUUUCAUCAAGCUGUCGGCGCGCUAAUGGCAAGCAAUCACAACGUGCAGCUGGAAUAUGAAUAUUCAUGGUCUGUAGCCUGUGCAGCAGCAGCAGGAGCCAUCUUGAUAUUUGGUGGAAUAUGUUGCAUUUUCUUGGUAAUGCCAUCACUUCCCAAGAAGCCUUGGGAGUACUGCAUGAAAAAAGGAAGUAGUUCAUAAGACAAGAACCGAAGAUCACAAUUGUUUAAUCUAGCAAAUGAGCUACAGAACAUUCAUACAUUGCCGGGUUCCCAACAGUAACGUCCUUUGCAAAAUUGAGGACAGUUGUUUGUUUACGUCAUUGUAAUGUUAUGCACCUGAUCCAGAGAAACAGUCAGUACUGAGACUAAAGGAGUUGUGGCAAAUGCAAAGGAUGAGGCUUUACUAUAAGGACAGACUAUUUCUAUCCUAUUUUGGACUGGAUGUUUUAUUUUUCCUUUUGUACAUACGCUAUGUAGCAUCCAGAACUCCAUCAAUGUAUUUUAUUUGGGGAGGGUUAUUGUAUAGAAACUAUUCAUUUUUUGGUGUUAUAUUAUAUUGUGCUAUUAAAAGUUAUUUUUAUUCUGGUGAUUGCAUUUAACUACAGUGAUAUCUACUAUUUAAAUCUCCAUCUUUUAUGUAAAAAUGAGCAAAUAUGUUGUAAACCUAUCUGUACUGCAUGUUAACCAAAGAGAAAAUCAGGUACAUACUGACAAAAAAAAUGUGGAUUUUAGAGAAAAAAAAAAGCAUUUUUAUUUUGGAACAGAUUAGUGGAUGCCCAGGCUGCUCACAGAAAAGCAGAGUGAAAGUUGAAUGUGGAAGGACUGUUUGAGGAAACUCAAUUUAGAUUGUAACUCUGUAUAAUGUGCAUUACUUCAUGGAUCUUCUCCAGGUUGCAGACCUGAAAUUAAAAAACAAAAAACAAACAUCUAAUUAAUGCCAGAAAAUAGCAAUGUACCAAAAACACCUAACCAACAAGUAGCCCCACUUUCCCAAACAUGAAACUGUAAAUGGCAAUCUAUAGAUGUGAUUUACUGCCUGCCUUUGUUAGCUCUGAAGUUAGAUGAGCCAAUGUACUCCAAAGAGCUCUCCAAUUUGCCAGUACUUCUUCAUAUCAUUUUACAGUGGGAACCUUUUGUACUUUUGGGACUGUGAGGUAAGGAAGAUAUGUGCUGCUUCAAAAACCAAUGACCUAAAAAGAGGCUUUGCAACUACCCAUUUUGUACCUCUAGGUCGCAAUGGCUUAUGUAUUUUCCAUAAUAGCAAUGUGAAAGAAUUCUAAACUUGGCCGUCACUGUUCCUUAUCCAAUGAGGUGACCGGUGUGUGCUUUUAGAUGUAGACUGUGCUAAUUUAGUCUUUGCUUCUUUCCACUGGAGUUUUAUAACAUUAACCAGAGUUUACUAAACAGUCCUGUCAAGGGCUCAGCUCUGGAGAAAAAGCUUUUUUGCUGUCUUUGUGGUAAUGCUAACAUUUGCUAACACUACACAAGCCCAAUAAUAGCCUACUCUACGGUAGCUUAAAAUAAUUACCUCUUUUAAUUUAUCUUUACUUU
This is a messenger RNA of Bufo gargarizans (Asiatic toad), 2635 nucleotides long. RefSeq names its product calcium voltage-gated channel auxiliary subunit gamma 6 (gene CACNG6). Gene Ontology annotation, molecular function: calcium channel regulator activity. The record is from RefSeq and is a predicted model, not a curated record. Lineage: Eukaryota; Metazoa; Chordata; Amphibia; Anura; Bufonidae. Gene Ontology annotation, cellular component: L-type voltage-gated calcium channel complex; membrane. Gene Ontology annotation, biological process: regulation of calcium ion transmembrane transport via high voltage-gated calcium channel; calcium ion transport. The coding region runs from base 525 to 1283 and encodes 252 amino acids. The transcript has 4 exons.